GAGCUGCGCGCGCCGCCGCUCACAUUCUGCCAUCCAUGCUGCUAACACUACUGCUGCUGCUGAGCGCGAGGGGCUCCGGGACUGAGGUGCGCGCUGCGUCCGCUCAGUGCAGCCUGUAGAGGAGAAGACGUGACUGGAAUAUAAACACAUUCACACACAGACACACACACACGCUCCGAACCAUGUCGAGGAGUCAGAGGACGCCGCUGAAGAGCACGGACAGUGUGGUCGAGGUGAAGAGCAAAUUUGAAGCGGAGUACCGGCGCUUUGCGCUGAAAAGGAAUGGUGCUGGAAGCUUCCAGGAGUUUUAUCAGCUGCUGCAGACCAUUCACCGCAUCCCUGGAGUGGACGUUCUGCUAGGUUACGUCGACAUCCAUGGAGACCUGCUGCCCAUCAACAAUGACGACAACUUCCACAAAGCGCUGUCUUCCGCCAACCCGCUGCUAAGGAUCAUCAUCCAGAGGAGAGAUGAGGAUGAACCUGUGGUCUUUCCCACUAACUCUCUGCAGAGGAGAAAGAAGGGUCUUGCAGGCCUGCGUCCUUCACAGCAGAAGAACAAGCCGGCCCUACUGAUCGGUCUGCCUCAGGAUUUCCGACAGAUCUCCUCCAUCAUUGACGUGGACAUCCUGCCCGAGACGCACCGCCGUGUGCGCCUGCACAAGCACGGCACCCACAAGCCCCUGGGCUUUUACAUUCGCGAUGGUGUCAGUGUGCGGGUGACGCCGCAGGGCGUGGAGAAGGUCCCGGGCGUCUUCAUCUCGCGCCUGGUGAGGGGCGGCCUGGCUGAGAGCACAGGUCUGCUGGGGGUCAACGACGAGAUCCUGGAGGUGAAUGGUAUUGAUGUUGCUGGCAAGUCAUUGGACCAGGUGACGGACAUGAUGGUGGCCAACAGCCACAACCUGAUCGUGACGGUCAAGCCGGCUAACCAGCGCAACAACGUAGUGCACCGUGGGAGCAAAGCCUCCGCUGGCAAUGGCUCAGCCGGUUCUGGAGGCUCUGCCCUCUCCCAGGACUCCGCUCACAGCCCCGCCUCCCAAACUGUCAGCCAGUGCAGUAACAGCAACAGCGUGGCGGAAGGAGACAGCGACGACGAUGACACUGACCUCAUCAUUGAGAGCGACAACCUGCCCUCCUACACGCCCCACCGUUCACUGGCCAAUGGGAACAUCCAUGGCAACACUCUGUCAUCGGGGGCGUUCGGGCACAGGCCCCUCCCCCAGAGUGUCUCGCUGCCCAGCAGCAGCUCUCUGUCAGACAGUAAGGCCUCCCUGAGCUCGUUGACCACACCCACGCACAACGGCAGUCCCACAAAGACGAGCAGCAGCCAGGAGAGUAUGAGGGAGGAUGGCAACUUCAUCACGUUGUGAAACGGCCCUUCGCUCACAUAGAGCGUAUCAGCAAUGUCGUAAGAAAGCCUUGUAUCUCCAAAACGGUACCUUCAGGAGAAAAUAGAAAAGUUCUCAACAUCCGUCAACAUAACUCAAACGUGAAAGUUUCUAUUGAGUCAUUCAUCAUGAAAGGUUUCCACAAUAUAAAGGGCAGCUGGAGUUUUCAAAUGGUGUAAAAAAAUAAUAAUAAAAUAAAUAAAAAAGAAAAAAGUUACAAAGUUUUCUUAUGACAGCAGUGAUAUGGGACCCACACGUAUGAAGUCUUUAUGCACAAGUAGAAUAAAAAAAUGAAGGCAAAAUAGACUGUUGAAAGUGCUGUACCUGUCACAAAACAUCAAGAAGAUGUUGAUCUCCCAGAGGACUGUUGAAGAUUGAAAGUGGGGGCUUCACAGUGGAGUUGGUUUGUGGAAGUGCAGCCAGGGAAUACACAUGUGCUCGUCUCCUCAUGGAAGUGCCUUACGGCUCUCCAUUCAUCGCGCCUUAUGUUUUUCUUUUUUUUUUUCUUUUUUUUUUCUGCCAGCCUCAUUUGAUCUUGUACUUGGACAAAAACAAGGUCAUCUCAUACAGCAAGAAGCUUGGACACUGUGUCGGAACAGAUGAAAGAACACAAUAACAAACACACAUCCUCACCGAGUGUGUUCAACACAAAUGGAAUUGCGAUGCCUGCUCAGAUCAAUAUCUGCACUCUAGCUUAGAUGAACUCUCUGUAGUGCCACUGUCUUUUCUUGGAACGCAGAGCCUCUGCAGUUUAUGUGACACUUCCUGCAUGUCAAAACUGGCAUAGUAGCAUUUAGUGAAGAUGAUAACGAUGAUGAUGAUCAAGAAUAGAAUAAUGCAAGAUUAUUGGAACUGUCCUGAUCAAUGAUGAUUGUUAUGCAGCUGUUCUGUGAUAUGUGCUUUCGUACAAAGGGCUUCAGGAGUUAAUGAGACACCAUGUCAUGUUCACACAUAUCAGUUUCUGUGGGUUCUAGCCCUGGCUGCAGUACUUCUAAAAUCUCCUCCACAGUGUUUCUUACUAUUCACCAUCCAUAAAGUCUUACACUGAAAAAAACAGUAUGCUGACUUUACUUGAUUCAAAUUUGUACAUCGGUGCUACAUGAAUAAUAUAUA
Molecule: messenger RNA, 2498 nt
Organism: Colossoma macropomum (tambaqui)
Lineage: Eukaryota; Metazoa; Chordata; Actinopteri; Characiformes; Serrasalmidae
Gene: pard6a
Product: par-6 family cell polarity regulator alpha
Biological process (GO): centrosome cycle; establishment or maintenance of cell polarity; regulation of cellular localization
Cellular component (GO): cell cortex; apical plasma membrane; nucleus
Molecular function (GO): protein kinase C binding
Source: RefSeq, a predicted model, not a curated record